This is a messenger RNA of Sungouiella intermedia, 3114 nucleotides long. The record is from the annotation of a GenBank genome assembly. Lineage: Eukaryota; Fungi; Ascomycota; Pichiomycetes; Serinales; Metschnikowiaceae.
AUGAGUGACGCUGACGAUAUUCGUGCUAAACGUUUGGCUCGUCUUGCAGCCUUGGGCCAGCCCUCUGCAUCCUCCAACUCGAGAACCAGUUCUUUGUCACGUCGAGGUUCGCCUUCGCCCACCACUCAAACUCCCCAGCCACAAGCUAAGAAGAAAGCGGAGGUGCCAAAGGAGACUGGUAAAAGCUCUGAAAAGUCGGAACAUCCUGGAAACUCAGAACACACCGAGAAGUCAAGAAAAGUCGAUCUUUCUACACCUCCAGCUAACCCAGAAGCUAGUAUGGACAAAUGGCUUAGAAACCAGAUUUCCGAUCUAUUUGAUGUAGGUUUUGGUGCUAGAAAAACCAAUUUCAUCUCUUUCGGGUCAUCUCCGCUCUCUGCGGACCUGUUGGAAGACGCCUUCGUAGAGAUUUUGACCGAUAUCGGUGUUCCUGGCGAACAACUACCUAUGGCAUAUCUACACCAGGUAUACACGCGGGCAUUUGCCCAGAAGAGAGUCUUGCUCAGAAAAGAUGCACUUCACGACCAGAAAUUGGCUUGCUUGAACAGCAUUAUCCGCUAUGCCACCUCCUACGGACUCAUCUGCUUCCAGAUUCCCGAGAUGGUGCUUGGUAACGAUUUGCAUAAGACAAUCACCUUGUUUAUCGACAAGCCAAACACUCAUACGUUCUUGGUGGACAUUGUAGCACGUGCUGUGGAGCUGGAGUUUCUUGUGGACUUUCUAGGAAUGUUGUUUCCCGCCAUUAGUGCUCGGCUUCAUGCCUUCAACAUCCACAAUGCGCAAUUUGCCAGCUACUUGACCAUCUGGGAGACGUUGGUGUCUAUUAAGGCUGUGGCUGCUGUUUUCUCGAAAAUCCCGGGCUUUUUACCACCAGAUGCCUCUAAUGGCUUGGACUUCGAACGCAAGACUCUCUUGGGUCCGUUAUUGAGAUUAUCUCCCCUUCACGAGAAUGUGGCAGUUUCAACGUUUGCAGGAGGUCCGAAGACCGAUGCCAUUCUUGAACUUACCGACUCCGCAUUGCUGUCUAUUUACUCCACAGUUCAGACCGAGUUCAAGGCCAUCUUUGAGAGAAUCUGGUUCAUUGUCGAUAAGUUGGUAAGAGGUUCGCCACAGACCAGAUCAGAUUUGCUUAAGUGGUUUGCAGACUUGGUCAAUGUUUCCCACUUAAGAACUGGUUCCCAUUCAGACAGUUCCAAGUUGGCAUCUGACGCUCUCAUGUUCAACAUUUCUUACCUCUUGAUUCGGUUUAGCUUGCCGUUCUUGGACUUUCCUGUGUUCUCCAAACUUGACAAAAUAGAUCCUGAUUAUUUUGGGCCCAAAUGCAAGUUAAUUGAUGUAUCUGAAGAGUCAAGAGUUUAUGCCUCUGCCAAGGAUGCUGGCCAAUACUACGAGAGCGCUAUGGAUGAGGAUGUGAACUUCAUUUCCGAUUGUUUUUACUUGACUUUGACCUACUUACAAUACGGAAUUGGAGGAGUUAUCACUAACUUUGGUAAAAUGAAAGACGAAAUCAAGAACUUCGAGAGACAAAGAGAAAGAUUCGAAGAUAGACGUAUGGCGCCCAUGUUGGCUAGAAUUUACGGAAGGAUCAAUGCUCUGAAGUGCAAAAAACACGCAAUUGAUGCCCUUGCUUUCUUCCGCCCGUUAAACUUGGAGAUUUUCGAUUUCAUUGUUGGAGCGUGUCAAUUCAUGGUCCGUGUCAUUGAUCCAGAACACAAGCAUCCAACACCAAAGGUGUCGAUUCCUCUUUUACAGAUCGAGAGAGUCAGUCAACUUGAUGAUUAUGAGUUUCUUAAGUCUAAGACCCCGGAGCCAUGGAAGUAUUUCCCAGAGUUUGCAGUGGAAGGAAUCAUUAACUACUGCAAAUUUGUGACUUCUUACAAUUUCAACCCAUUAAUGGAUAAUCCAGACAAACUAUCUGUCUUUGCGGAAUAUGCCACUAUUUUGUUGCGUUGCCCUGAGCUUAUCGGAAAUCCCCAUAUGAAAGGAAACAUUGUGGAGAUUUUCUUCAUGGGUACCCUUACUUCUCGUCUGGGUAAACCUGGGUACUUCGCUAACAUCUUUGAAACCAACACCUUGGUCAAAGGCAAUUUGUUGUAUUCGCUCUUGGAUAUUUAUGUGAUGAUAGAAAAGACUGGAGCAUCUUCUCAGUUCUACGACAAGUUCAACACAAGAUAUUACAUUUCGAAAAUUGUUGAGGAUUUGUGGAAAAUCAAUCACUAUAAGCAGCAAUUGAGUGGGUACUCUAAGAACAACGUGGACUUCUUUAUUCGAUUCAUUGCUCGUAUGUUGAAUGACACUACUUUCUUGUUUGACGAAUCAUUCAACGAGUUGAAUACCAUUCACAAAUUGCAAGAAGAACUUAAAGCCCGAGCUCGCGGUGAACCAGCAAACGAGGAGGAAUAUGGAACAACUCAGGAAUUGGAAAAGAACUUGCUGUCGGCGGAGUCGAAAGCUCAAUCAUAUAUGGGAUUGGCUAACGAGACCAUGAAAAUGUUCAUUUUGUUCACAAAACAGGUACCCGAGGGAUUUACAAUUGAUGAGCUUGUUGACAGAUUGGCCGGUAUGUUGGACUACAACUUGAGUCUAAUGGUGGGACCCAAAUGUUCGAACUUGAAGGUGAAAGAGCCUGAGAAGUACCAGUUCGAGCCUAAGAAGAUCCUUUCUGAUAUUUGUACUGUCUACUGCAACUUGAGUAAGCAAGAUAAGUUCAUGCUUGCAGUGGCUCGUGAUGGCCGUUCGUUUAAUGUGCUGUAUUUUGAGCGAGCCAGAGACAUUUUGACCAAGAAAACGCAAUUCAGUCAAGAUGUGAUUGAUCAAUUCUACCAAUUCGGUAUAAGGGCCGAUGAAGAGCGACUUGCAAUCGAGCAGCAAGAAAUGGACUUGGGUGAGGUUCCAGACGAGUUGUUGGACCCAUUAAUGUUCACCCUCAUGGAAGACCCAGUGAUCUUGCCUGGCUCCAAGGUGACCAUUGACAGGUCUACAAUCAAAGCACACUUGCUCAGUGAUUCAACUGAUCCCUUCAAUAGAAUGCCAUUGAAGAUAGAUGAUGUCAUUGACGACGUUGAAACUCGCGAGAAGAUUGCCUUGUUCAAACAGGGUAAGUAUCAAGUAUAG